GGUAUCACCUCUUACCAUGGAACCAAUCUCAUCCAGUCUCCCCACUCGCCACCAACCUGGCUUCCAACUGAACAACUUGCCCGACUUCCCCUGUCUCAGGCCUGUCCGCUCUUAGGUCUUGCUGUGCCGGAGCCCCGGCUUUUUCAGGGCUGGCUAGUUGUGCUUUCUGCAGGACAGAGUACGUACUUCCAUCUGCAUUCUCUUAUUUCAUUUUAUAGAUGA
This is a messenger RNA of Protopolystoma xenopodis, 222 nucleotides long. The record is from the annotation of a GenBank genome assembly. NCBI's taxonomy places the organism in Eukaryota, Metazoa, Platyhelminthes, Monogenea, Polystomatidea, Polystomatidae.